Molecule: messenger RNA, 2251 nt
Organism: Oncorhynchus tshawytscha (Chinook salmon)
Lineage: Eukaryota; Metazoa; Chordata; Actinopteri; Salmoniformes; Salmonidae
Product: cytokine receptor-like factor 1
Exons: 8
Coding region: 363-1529 (388 amino acids)
Biological process (GO): cytokine-mediated signaling pathway
Cellular component (GO): external side of plasma membrane
Molecular function (GO): cytokine receptor activity; protein binding
Source: RefSeq, a predicted model, not a curated record
ACGACUGGCGUCUGUGUGGGAAGAGGGAGGAGGAGCUUGAAAAAGUAUGAACUUUUGUGUGAAGACGCAGACAGACAGAAGGAGAAACACUAGAAUUACUUAACGGAGUUUGGAAAAGCUCACGACUACCGAUGGUCUCUUUCGAACCGGAGAUGGUUUGCAAUCAACUGAUCAAAUAAUAGGUUUGGACCGAGUUUGGACAUGAAAGACUCCUCUUCUCGCAUCUUGGGACUGCGGUGCAAUUCACCUUGAACCUGUGCGGUUUUCCCCAUCCUAACCUGUGUAAAUUAUACUCUAUUAAUAGAAGCGUAAAAAGUGGAGAGUUUGCCGACUGAACGAAAGAAGAUAAAAGUUGCCAUAAAAUGUUGUCAUUAUUAUUCUUGAUUCUGUACAUUCCUGCUGUUGUGUCCUCAUCGUCACAGAUGGCUGGGAUCUUCCCCCAGGACCCAGCCCUGCCCAUCGGCUCCACCCUCACUGCCACAUGUUCAGUCAGCCCUGAUCUGGGCCUCCACGCCAGCUCUCUGUUCUGGAGCCUGAAUGGCCGCCGGCUGCCCAGCUCUUCUUACAGCGUGUUGAGCCCUACGGCCCUCAGUGUCACCCUGCCGGGCCUGCCAGCCUCUAGGCAGAGGUCAGGGGACAACCUGGUGUGUCACAACCAUGGAGGACAUGUUCUGGCCGGGUCCUGCCUCUACAUUGGGAUGCCUCCAGUGAAGCCAGUCAACUUAACCUGCUGGUCCAGAAACACCAAAGACCUGACCUGUCGAUGGGCACCGGGAGGACAGGGAGAGACCUUCAUCAAGACCAAAUACACACUCAAAUACAAACUCAGGUGGUAUGGCAGAGAGAGAGAAUGUGAGGAGUACAGUGCCGCCCAGCCAUACUCUUGCUACAUACCUCGUGACCUCGCCCUCUUCACGCCCUACGAGAUCUGGGUGGAAGCCACCAAUCAGCUCGGCUCAGCCACCUCUGAUGUCAUCACCCUGGAUAUCCUAGACGUGGUAACGACGGACCCGCCGACAGGUGUGAGUGUGAGUCGUGUGGGUAACCUGGAGGACCAUCUGAGUGUUCGAUGGGAGUCUCCCCCAGCUCUCAAAGACUUCCUGUUCCAGGCCAAGUACCAGAUACGCUACCGGCUGGAGGACAACUCAGACUGGAAGGUCAUGGAUGACGUUGGGAACCUGACAUCAUGUCGCCUGGCAGGCCUGAGACCGGGUACUGUGUAUUUUGUCCAGGUGCGCUGUAACCCAGUAGGGAUCUAUGGGUCUCGUAGGGCUGGUAUCUGGAGUGAAUGGAGCCAUCCUACUGCUGCUUCUACACCUCAUAGUGAUCGUGUGUUAUCAGGUUCGUGUGACUCCAAGUCUGGAGACUCCAAUUCUACGUUACGUCGUGAGCUGAAGCAGUUCUUCGGCUGGGUACGGAAUAAUGCGUAUGGCUGCGGCGGCAUGUCAAUCAAACUCUACGACCAAUGGAGAGUCUGGAUGCAGAAGUCCCACAAAACACGCAACCAGGUAGGUCCUACAAGGGGAUAAGUCAUAGUACGCAUCACCCCUGCCUUUAAACAACCAGCAACAAAGUCAAGACAACAUGUGUGUGAAAAAUGGUGUCCCCUAAAUGCUGUGGUUUUGCAUACACCAUUCAGCGACGGAAGAAGGGGGCAGAAAUACAAUUUUGGGGACAGUGUCUCUAGACCUGCCCCAUCCGCAGGGUGUGUGUGCUGUAAUUAUUUAACAAGACGUGGAGGAAUAAGACAUUGAGGAAUAGUGAUUUUCUUCUUACUGUGGGAAUACUGGCAGCUCUGAAAAGCUAGCGAUCCACAGCACCCUCUAGUGGAAGUUAACAAACUGGGAGGAACAGUGGAGACAGAGGGCCAGAGUAAUGUUUCUAGUCACAUCCCAGUCUUAAACCAUGACGACCCAAUCAGAACUGUCUGUGACCCACUAUUUGUGAACCCUGGUCUGGGAGGGUGGGGGGGGGGGACUAUUAAGGACUAUUAACUGACAUUGUGUUACAGGACUAUUAACUGACAUUGUUGUCUGUGUCGGUGUGGAGAUCUGUCUUAAUAAUAAGUAGGGUCAGGAGUUUUUCCUGAUCAUAUGGCCCUGCCCAGGAACACCUCCUGACCAUAAUGCUAAUGUAUUUUUCUACAGAAUUGUACUAUCAUAUUUAAACUAUUAUUUUGUGUUACUAAGUUAUGUUUGGUUACUGAUAAUGUUAUUGACUUAAUUAUGAAUUAUAGUUUGGUUUGAAAGAG